AUGAGAGGUCAAAAGGACUAUGCAAGCCGAUUGGGGCAGGUCAUGUUGUCUGGAAAAGCCCCUAUGGACCACUUCCCUAAAGUGGAGAUUUGUGAAUCAGACAGGGGCAAGAUCGCCACUCCACACGACGAUCCCCUGGUUAUUGAAUUGAAGGUAGCAAACCUCAAAGUAAGGCGUAUAUUAGUAGAUACGGGGAGUUCGUCUGACAUUAUCAGCAAAACUUGUCUAAAUCGUCUUGAACAUGACCCCAAGACCAUUGAAAAGAUACAUUACCCGAUCAUUGGAUUCGGAGGCGGCAUAAUUCAUCCCCAAGGGAUAAUCACUUUGCCCCUACGAGUGGGAGGUCGGCAUCAGAGCAAGAACCUAAACGUCCGAUUUCUAAUUGUGAAAGACCUCACAGCCUAUAAUAUCAUAUUGGGGCGUCUAACUUUAAACCAGGCCAAAGCGGUGGUCGUCACUCAUCUUAUGCUUAUGAAAUAUGUUUGCGAUAGAGGCCAGGUCGGCACUAUUCAUGGUGAUCAACAGCUAGCAAGAGACUGUUAUCUCACUAAGCUAAGCCCCGAGGCUUGGGGAAAAAAUGACGAAGCACGAACAAGCUCUAAAAGAAAGCUAGAUGAGAUAGAGGAGAAAGUCAAGAAAGAAACCUUCACCAUUGCCACUGCGCACAUGGAAGCCAGACGACCUGAGCCGGUUGGUGGACAUUAUGAAAUCAUCCUCGAUGAAACACGUCCAGAUAGGACGGCGCCAGUAGGGGUCUCUCCUGACGACCAGCUUGGGGCACAUUUGGUCACUCUCCUGAGAGAAUUCCAGGACAUUUUUGCUUUUGCUGUGGAAGAAAUGCCGGGCAUCGAUCCAAGCAUAGCCGUCCACAAACUCAAUGUAGAUGAGUCUUUAAAACCUGUCCGUCAGAAGAAGAGAAAUCACGGGGAAGCAAGAAACAAAGCCGCAACUGAAGAAGUUCAGAAGUUGUUAGAGGCUGGGUUCAUUCGGCCAAGUCAAUAUCCAGAUUGGGUGGCAAAUGUAGUGUUGGUACCAAAACCCAAAAAAUCCUGGAGAAUGUGUGUGGACUAUACAGAUUUAAACAAGGCUUGCCCAAAAGACAGCUUCCCUUUGCCCAAGAUAGACCGGCUGGUAGAUUCAACGACAGGUCAUGCUUUGAUGUCCUUCAUGGAUGCAUACUCGGGCUUUCACCAAAUUCCCUUGUGGCCAGAUGAUCAAGAGAAAAUGUCAUUUGUUACUGAGCAAGGCCUGUACUGUUACAAAGUGAUGCCGUUUGGCUUAAAUAAUGCGCCGGCCACAUUUCAACGUCUGGUCAACACUGUCUUCUCUGGUCAGUUAGGGCGCAAUAUCGAAGCUUACAUUGAUGAUAUGAUAGUAAAAAGCAAGCAACGUGAAGAACACUUGGCUGACCUAAGAGAAACUUUUGAAACGCUCCGAAAAUACCAGAUGAGGUUGAAUCCAAAGAAGUGUGUUUUUGGGGUGACGACUGGAAAGUUCUUGGGAUUCCUCAUUGAUGAAAGGGGAAUCGAGGCCAAUCCUGAUAAAGUACAAGCAGUAAUAGACAUGACGUCGCCAAAAUCAGUCAAGGAAGUCCAACGCCUGACGGGAUGUCUAGCGGCCCUGGGGCGGUUCUUAUCAAGGGCAGGUGACAAGUGUCAUUACUUCUUCGGCACAAUCAAGAAGAAGAGCAAAUUCGAAUGGACUGAGUCGGCAGAAACUGCCUUCGUCCGGCUAAAAGAGCACCUCCACACCCUACCUCGGCUUGUCAGUCCUCUUCAGGGGGAAACGUUGUAUGUGUAUUUGGCCAUCUCUGAAUGGUCCUUGAGUGCUGUGUUGCUAACUGAAAGGGAGGGAGUGCAACUCCCCUUCUAUUUUGUGAGCCAUGUCCUGCAAAACGCUGAAUUAAGAUAUUCUCCAAUUGAGAAGUUUGCACUUGCGCUGUUUAUGGCCAGCAAGAAGCUGCGCCCUUACUUUCAGGCACACAAACUGGUGGUAUACACAGAUCAACCCUUGAAACAACCCCUUACUAAGCUAGACGCUGCUGGGCGAAUUCUGAAAUGGGCAAUUGAGCUGAAUGCAUUUGAUAUCUCAUAUGAGCCUCGAAAAGCUAUCAAGGGACAAGCAUUUGCAGAUUUCAUUGCAGAAAUGACAAGGCUAACUUUUGAAAAGAAUGUGGCGACUCGCUGGACAGUCUAUGUGGAUGGCUCGUCAACCCAGAACGGGUGUGGAGCCGGCAUAAUAUGUCAGUCUCCUGAAGGAGACAAGUAUGAGUAUGCCAUGAGAUUCAACUUCCAAACUUCCAACAAUGAGGCAGAAUAUGAAGCUUUAUUAGCCGGCAUAAAAAUGUGCAAAGCCGCUGGAGCUCAAGAGAUACUUGCCUUCUCCGACUCUCAGCUCAUUGUGAGCCAAGUAAAUGGGGACUAUGAGGCAAGGGACCCUAACAUGAUCAAAUAUAUGCAAGCUGUGCAUCAAGAAAUAGAACAUCUAAAGAGCUUCGAAGCUAAGCAGAUUCCCAGAACGGAGAACAAUCAGGCCGAUGCCCUGUCGAAACUAGCUAGCUCGGCUUCCUGUGAUACUCCGCGUCACGUGUUUUGGGAAGUAAAGGAUAAGCGAAGUAUUGAGCAGGGAUUGUGCGCUCCUAUGGUAGCUAUCCUGGAUCGGUCAUCAACAUGGAUGGACCCUAUCAUUGCUUACAAAAUGGACGGAACGCUUCCGGACGAUUCAUGUCUGGCCACCAAAAUACAAAAGAAGAGUUCUUGGUUUGAAUGGUGGAAUGGAGUUUUGUACAAAAAGUCAUUUUCUAGACCUCUCCUGCGGUGCGUCACUCCUGAGAAAGGAAAGGAAAUUCUAGAUUAUUUGCACCAAGGAUUAUGUAGCUCCCACAUUGGAGGACGAGCCCUGGCAGAGAAAGCUUUGCGAACUGGUUAUUAUUGGCCCACUUUGAGAGAAGACGCCCUAGCCAUGGUGCAAAAAUGUGACAAGUGCCAACGGUUUGCUCAUCUCAUCCACAGGCCGGCCCACCCACUUACUCCUAUUAUGAGUCCCAUUCCGUUUGCCAAGUGGGGGAUGGACCUGUUAGGGCCAUAUACAGCGGCCCCUGGAGAGGCUCUCAAGAACAUAAAGACAAGUGAUGUGAGGGCAUUUAUCUGGAAAAAUGUCAUGACUCGCUUUGGAAUACCUCAAGCUAUCGUCUUUGAUAAUGGGCCUCAGUUUGAGACGCCUAAGCUGAAGGAGUGGUUGGCAGAUCACGGCAUAAAUAGGUGUUUUGCCUCUGUGGGACGACCUCAAGCCAAUGGCCAAGUCGAAGCGUUUAACAAGAUUAUCUCCGAGGGGAUAAAGAAGAAACUAGAUGAGGCCAAGGAAAUGUGUGAACCUACACUAAGAGUCAUGCUAUAUGACGAGAAUGCCAACUGGGAAAUGAUGAAGUUGGCCCUUGACUUUUUACCUGAAGUAAGAGGAAAUGCAGCAUUGAGACAACAACUGAAAUAA
Spinacia oleracea (spinach) is the source of this 3489-nucleotide messenger RNA. RefSeq lists its product as uncharacterized. Gene Ontology annotation, biological process: DNA integration. The transcript has 4 exons. Bases 1 to 3489 code for a protein of 1162 amino acids. Gene Ontology annotation, molecular function: RNA-DNA hybrid ribonuclease activity; nucleic acid binding. The record is from RefSeq and is a predicted model, not a curated record. Lineage: Eukaryota; Viridiplantae; Streptophyta; Magnoliopsida; Caryophyllales; Amaranthaceae.